UACAGAGUGAGCAAGAUGGGUCACCAGCAACUCUACUGGAGCCAUCUGAGGAAAUUCGGCCAGAGCUCUCGUUCUUGCCGUGUCUGCUCCAACCGCCUCAGUCUGAUCCGGAAGUACGGCCUCAACAUGUGCUGCCAGUGUUUCCUUCAGUACACGAAGGACAUAGGUUUCAUUAAAUUGGACUAAGUGAACUUCCGUGAAUGGGUCAUUCAAGACAUCUACCUUAUGACAGAAUGCUAUCUCUUUGUACAUAAAAUAAUAAAUAAA
Molecule: messenger RNA, 267 nt
Organism: Pipistrellus kuhlii (Kuhl's pipistrelle)
Lineage: Eukaryota; Metazoa; Chordata; Mammalia; Chiroptera; Vespertilionidae
Product: 40S ribosomal protein S29-like
Exons: 1
Coding region: 16-186 (56 amino acids)
Cellular component (GO): cytosolic small ribosomal subunit
Molecular function (GO): zinc ion binding; structural constituent of ribosome
Source: RefSeq, a predicted model, not a curated record